Molecule: messenger RNA, 1419 nt
Organism: Pecten maximus
Lineage: Eukaryota; Metazoa; Mollusca; Bivalvia; Pectinida; Pectinidae
Product: nostrin-like
Exons: 15
Coding region: 97-1419 (440 amino acids)
Cellular component (GO): plasma membrane; cytoplasm
Source: RefSeq, a predicted model, not a curated record
GUGAACACAGAGAAAUGGGACAGAAUGUGUGAUUAACGGACUAUAUUAAUUCAGGUGUUUACAAGUUGGAACAACGUAACAGUGGCUACGGCGAAUAUGUCGCUCUUCAGGUCGAGCUUUAGGGGCCUGAAUGGGUUUGAAGAGUUAAGGAAGUACAUCAAGCAGGGCUGUGAGUUCUGUAAGGAUGUAUCAAUCAUACUGGCUGAGAGGGCUGAGUUAGAAAGCACAUAUGCAAAAGGAUUAGCAAAGCUUGCCGCCAAGUUAACGAAGUCCUCCAGCAAUACCAUAGGAACUCUUUCCAAUGGCUGGAAAGCUGUUGCAGUCACGAUGGAGCAGGAGGCAGAAUUACACAAAAAUUUGUCGACGGCCCUUCAGGAAGAAAUCAGUAAACCAAUCAAACAUCUGAUGGAAACGCAACAUAAAGCGAGGAAACCUAUAGAGGUGGCUGUAGACAAGAGUCUGAAGACGCUGACGGACAGGCGGGCAGAGGAGUAUAAGGCUAAAAGAGGAGCAUAUUCGAGUGCUAAGGAUCGAGAGAAAGGGGAGGAAUCUUUGUCAGAUGCUCGUUCAGGGAAAGGCAAAUAUUCAGAAAAGGAGUUAACAAAGCUGGAUAAGAAAUGUGAACAAGCUGCGAAGUUGUUACGGAAAGCAGACAAAGAUUACUGUGAGUUAUGUGAGAAGGCAGAAGCCGCGCGACAGGAAUGGGACUUCUCCGUCUGUAAGGGAAGUGCCCAACUUCAAACACUAGAGGAGGAGAGAAUCAAUAAGAUGUCUGAGUAUCUAAACCAGUACAACAGCCACAUAUCCGUGUUGGGGCCACGACUCACACAGAGUUGUGACCGUCUCCACGAAGCGGUGAUUUCUGUUGACCUUCAGUCUGACCUUAAGACAAUCGUCCAACAGAAGGGAUCCAGCAUGACUACUCCAGAACAGAUCCUUCUGGACUGUUAUUCUGAAGAUAUGCAAUUUAGUAUGAAAGCUGAGAGACGAAAAAAUUCUCUACAAAAUUACCUGCUGUAUCUGCGCCAAGCAAUAGAGAGGGAACGGAAAGGAAGAGAAGGUGUGGAAAAAUUGGUAGAGGUGUACAAACAGAGACCAAAUUUUGCUGAUCAAGAUGCUCAAGAUGAUGCCCGACAAAGAUUGUCACAGGUGACGUUUACGAUGAAUUUUCUAGAAGCUAGUCAUUUUAAAAUGGCGUCCACACUUGCCAAGUUGGAGGGACAACAGAAACUAACCCAUAAGUUUGCACAAUACCUAGAAACAGCUCGAGACAAACAGGGUAUCCCUAUCAGCACCUUGAAGCUACCCAUGAACCUGGCACUGGAGGGAAGUUCUGGGUACGUUACGCGGUCAUUCCCCUUGCCGUUACUCGGAGUCAUGGAAAAAAAUAUCGGAUUGAAUGCUGCUCAAGGGACUUGA